CAGGACCGGCGUGACUUCCAAACCCAGCAGAGGUGGGACGUUAAAGUUCCAGGUGGCCUUCGGGGUCGCGUGGGAAUCGCGGCAGCUGCCUUGCACACCUCCCCUACCCUUGAGCAAGGUGGCAUCAAGCCGUCCCUGGAGGUUACAUAAAGGGACGAGCGGGGGGGAUCACCGGAAGGGACUCGAGAGGUCUGUCACGAUGAGGGUCUUGCUCGUGUUGGCUGCUUUGCUCGUCGCCGUGUUCGGCAAGGAGACGUUUGAGGGACACCAGGUCCUCCGCAUGGUGGCGAAAGAUGAAGAACAGCUGUCGCUUCUGAAACAAAUGGAGGACAUUGAGGAGUACGAGCUGGACUUCUGGAAGGAGGUGAGCAACGUGGACGCUCACGUGGACGUCAGGGUUCCCCUCGGGAGUCUCGAGGCCGUCAAACUUUUCCUGGACACCAACGACAUCGAGUACUCCGUCAUGAUUGAAGACUUGCAGGCGAUUCUGGACGAGGAGCAGGAGGAGAUGGACGCCUUUGCUUUUGAAAUCGAGCCCAGAAACACGAACAGCUUCGACUUCUCGAGAUACCACAGCCUCAGCGAGAUAUACAGUUUCCAGGACAUGCUGGUGGCCGAGAACCCCCAACUCGUCAGUAAGGUGGUGAUUGGUCAAAGCUACGAGCGACGUCCGCUCAACGUGCUGAAGUUCAGCACGGGUGGUAGCAACCGUCCGGCCAUCUGGAUCGACACCGGUAUUCAUUCUCGUGAAUGGGUGACUCAGGCUAGCGGCGCCUGGUUUGCCAAGAAGAUCGUCGACGACUAUGGCCGCGAUCCCGCCCUCACUGCCAUCCUCAAAAAGAUGGACAUCUUCCUGGAAAUUGUCACCAACCCAGACGGCUACUACUACACGCAUACUAAAAACCGCAUGUGGCGUAAGACCAGGAAGCCCAACCCUGGUUCUUCGUGUGUAGGCGUGGAUCCCAACAGGAACUGGGAUGCUGGUUUUGGAGGCCCGGGUGCUAGCGGAAGUCCUUGCUCAGAGACUUAUCGCGGGCCGCGGGCACACUCGGAGUCGGAGGUCAGCUCCAUCGUGAACUUCGUCAAGUCUCACAGGAACAUCAAGUCCUUCGUGUCCAUCCACUCGUACUCUCAGAUGCUGCUUUACCCAUACGGAUACACGAGGACGCCCGUCAAGAACCAGGCUGAGCUGCACAAUUUGGCCAGGAAGGCCGUCACCGACCUGGCUUCUCUCUACCGAACUCGCUACCGCUAUGGAAGCAUCAUCAACACCAUCUACCAGGCCAGCGGCGGAACCAUCGACUGGACGUACAAUCAGGGCAUCAAGUACUCGUUCACCUUCGAGCUGCGCGACACAGGACGCUACGGCUUCGCGCUGCCCGCCAACCAGAUCAUUCCCACCGCCAGGGAGACGUGGCUGGCCCUCAUGGCCAUCAUGGAUCACACCUCCAAGAACCUCUACUGAGGCACAUGCCGGCCCCCAGGGGACGAGGGAGCUCAGUAAUACUGUACCAAUUAAAGCAAGUCAGAACAAGAACUCUUUUGUUUGGACUU
Molecule: messenger RNA, 1554 nt
Organism: Syngnathoides biaculeatus (alligator pipefish)
Lineage: Eukaryota; Metazoa; Chordata; Actinopteri; Syngnathiformes; Syngnathidae
Gene: cpa5
Product: carboxypeptidase A5
Exons: 11
Coding region: 200-1465 (421 amino acids)
Biological process (GO): proteolysis
Molecular function (GO): metallocarboxypeptidase activity; zinc ion binding
Source: RefSeq, a predicted model, not a curated record